CUUCUAAUCGGGUUUGGACUAAAACACUCCAAAAUUGAAAAAAGAAUUCUAAUCCUAGCCCAAUUAUUAAAUCCCACAAAGUACAUAAACCCCAAAGAUAACCCAUACAAUUAAUUCUCUCUCCUUCUUCACUCAAGACCCACAACAUUUUUUUUCUUUCUCUUCCUCUUUCACGUAAUUCCUUCUUCUCUUCUUUCUCUUUCACGUGCAUCCCUUUCCUCCUCUUUUCUUUUCUCUCGAACACCAGCCACCACCACCUAAUCCACGUUGUUGAUGCGCCACCCCCUUGCCGCGCCACCGCUGUCCACCGCCCGCACUAGCCGUCGUUGUUUCCCAGUCAGGUCGGCACCCUUCUUCCUCCCCCUCGUUCUUUCCAUCUCUUUUUCCUCCUCUUUACUCCCUGUGCAAGUCAGCCACCACCACCACCAGCGCACGCCACCACCUCUGCGCCACCCGCCGCACCGUGCCACCAGCCGUCGACCGCCCUGCUGCUGCGCCUCCCUGCCCGCCGGCCAGUACUUCUCCCCCUCUUUUUUUGGUGGAGAAUUAGCUAUAGGCGACUUUUGAGAUUGUGAAAGUGGCCUCCCAAUUUGUUUACACAAGGUGGGGAAUUCUCCGUAGGCGACUUUUGAGUUGUUAUAGUGGCCUCGCUAUUUGUUUACGCAAGUUGCGCACACCCGCCCAGAAAUACCAGAGGAGAUUCUCACUUUCGCAGUUCCGAAGGUUUUUGAUUCACGCAAGUUUUCCGUACAAUCAUGGGGUUAACUCGUGAUUCUAAACAAGACCAUAAGAUAGACAAGGAAUUUAUGGCAAGCCCAAUAAAAUCAACUGUUGAUAAAUUUCAACUCAUUUCUGAGUUUUUGAAGAUGAGAGGGUUAGUGAAGGAACAUUUGGAUUCUUACAAUUACUUUUUGAAUACCGUAAUGAAGAAGAUGGUUCGAGUUAACAAUGAAAUUCGGUCAUCUGUUGACCGUGGUAUCUAUCUCAAGUUUAUUGAUAUAAAAGUUGGUGAACCAUCUGUUAUGUUGGACGGUGUCGCUGGGAAGAUCAACCCUCAGUCGUGCAGACUAUCAUCUAUGACGCUCGUAACUGUACCCUUUCUACCUUAUUGGUUUUAGAUCAUGUUCAUCCUUAGGGUAGCGUAGUUGCCAUUGCUUUUUACUUUACUUGCUGCAAUUAUACUAUACAUAACAUUCUUUGUUGGCUUACCUUACACUGGUUAUACGCGUAUGAUCCAUUUUUAUAUUUUAUCAAGUUAUCAACUCAUAUGACGGAGUUCCGGAACUA
Spinacia oleracea (spinach) is the source of this 1287-nucleotide messenger RNA. Its product is annotated as DNA-directed RNA polymerase III subunit 2-like. Gene Ontology annotation, biological process: DNA-templated transcription. The record is from RefSeq and is a predicted model, not a curated record. Gene Ontology annotation, molecular function: DNA-directed RNA polymerase activity; DNA binding. Lineage: Eukaryota; Viridiplantae; Streptophyta; Magnoliopsida; Caryophyllales; Amaranthaceae. The transcript has 7 exons. The coding region runs from base 756 to 1118 and encodes 120 amino acids.